AUGGUCGGAGGCGAACCCUCGCACGCUGACCCGGCGCACUCGACGAAGGACUCGUGGCUGGACCGGGGAUGGCCUCUCACGCGCUUCCUCGGCUACCGACCACCCCCGCCGCACCCGCACGCCGCCAAAAACGUUGCCUCACACGCCGAUCACUUCCUCCCUGCGCCGAUGCGGGAGAAACGGAGGGCAAGGGCGCAGGAGAAGUAUGAACGCGAGCACGGGAUGGCAGAAGAGGGUGGAAUGAGGAGAAGCGAGAGCGGGACGGUCGUGGGCUCGCCGGACGGGUCGGCGGCGGAGAAGGGCAAGGGACAGGGCGACGAGCAGAAGCAGCCGUCGUUCGGCGAGAAGGUCCGCACGAAGCUGUGGAACAUGCUCCUCACGCUGUUCGGUUGCUUCUUUGGUAUCGCAUUCGGUGCACUGGGCGGCCGCGCUCCGUACAUUCGCCGUCACAACGGUCCCAUUAUCCCUGCAGCGUUCGGUGCCGAAGCAGUCCUCCUUUACGCCGCCCAUUCCUCGCCCCUCACUCAGCCACGAAACGUCAUCUUCGGCAACACGAUCAGCGCCAUCCUCGGCGUCUGCGUCGCGAAGCUGUUCCUCCUACACCCGGGCUUCAAGGUUGGCGACGCAUUCGGAAUCAACUGGGCCGCAUGCGCCAUCUCGCUCGCCCUCUCGCUCGGCGUCAUGCAGCUGUUCGAGAUCACCCACCCCCCAGGCGGCGCCACCGCCCUCCUCGCCGUCUCCGUCCCCCAAGUCUCCAACAUGGGCUGGUGGUACGUCCCGCAAAUCCUGCAGACUUCGCUCAUCCUGCUGGGGUGGGCGAUGAUCAUGAACAAUUUGGGAGGGAGGAGGUAUCCCAACGAGUGGUGGUGGAAGAGCAAGUGGGUCGUUAUCUAA
This is a messenger RNA of Rhodotorula toruloides NP11, 894 nucleotides long. RefSeq names its product hpp family protein. Lineage: Eukaryota; Fungi; Basidiomycota; Microbotryomycetes; Sporidiobolales; Sporidiobolaceae. The coding region runs from base 1 to 894 and encodes 297 amino acids. The record is from RefSeq and is a predicted model, not a curated record. The transcript is spliced from 7 exons.